This is a messenger RNA of Paramecium sonneborni, 1680 nucleotides long. The record is from the annotation of a GenBank genome assembly. NCBI's taxonomy places the organism in Eukaryota, Ciliophora, Oligohymenophorea, Peniculida, Parameciidae.
AUGUCUGUAGUGGAACUUCCAGAUGUAAUUAUUCUGAAAUAUUAAAAAGAUUAGGCUUCAUUCACAUAAGUCUCGAACUAGAUCGAAAAAGAGUGAUUUUGAGAAAUAUCGUAACUCAGCUGUUCUGAAAUCAGUUGAUAAAAUGAUUAAAUAUAAUAGUUUGUCAUCUGUCUUAGGAUAAGAUAAUGAUUAUUAUCCUAAACAAUUAGAGGAUUAGAAAGUAAUUGGAUCUUAAAUAAUUUAUAUUAGAAAGUUGAUGAAGCUUAAGAAGUACAUGCUAAUUUGACAGAAUUAAAAAAAAGUUGCGAUAAUAUGAAAAUGUCUGGGAGCAAUAAAGAUAAAGAUAUUGAUAAAAUGAGAAAGGAUAUUGAUCAAAUGAGCUAUUAAAUUGAAUAAUACAAUUAGAAAUAAAAGGAUUUAGUGAGAUAAGAGAAUGAAUACUCAUAAAAAUUCUAAGAAUAAUAAAAAUUAUUAAGUUAAAGUAAUUAUGACAAAAAGAUUUUCGAACAUAUGUUAACAAGAAUGAAGAAAGAUUAAGUUACUUAUUAAUUAAGAGCAAAUUAAUAUGAAAGAUAUCUUAAAUAAGCACUGUCAACAUGUUAAUCAUCAAGUUAAAAGUAUAAUAAAAUUUAUUAAUUUUAAGAGCAUUACAAAUAUAAGUUUUACAUUAAAAAGUUAUGAUGGCCUUGAAAGAGGUUGCAGAUGGAAUUAAAUAAUAAAAUAGAAAUAGGGAAAAGAAUAUAUCUAGGUUUAAAAAUGAAUUAAAAUAAAAAUAAGAUGUUGAUUAAAAAAGAGAUGAUAGAAUUAAAAGAUAAUAAGAGAUAGCAGAAGUUGCUGCAAAUGAUAUUAGAGAUGGAGCUUUAAAAAAAUGGAGAAAAUUAUUAUUAGUUCAUAAAUUCUUAAAUUCUUUUCUUAAAAGUAAAAUGUAAAGAGGCAUAGCAUAAUAUUAAAAUUUAGAAAUAGCUUUUUAAAAAAUAAAGGCUUCAACAGGUAUUUCUGAUGCAAAUGAGAUUGUUCAAAAAUUUAUAGGUAGAGAGUAAACUUAUGCUCAUCUUUUAAUAUCAAUUUCAGAUUAUGAAAAAAAAAUUAAUAUUUUGAAACAAGAAAAUCAAGAAUUAAAAAACAAUUUUAAUCAUUUAAAAUAAGAAUAUAGUGAUUUAGAUAAAGAAUUCUUAGUUGAAAAUCAUAAAUAAAGAAAUGAAUAAACUGAUUAAGAUAAACUUGUAUUAGAAGUUGAAGAAAAAGCAACUAUUUCUGGACUAUUAUAAAAUAAAUUGAAUAAUUGGAUAACAAGAAAUUUAAAAAAAUUAUCAUAAACUAAAGAUAAAGGAUUCUAAGGAAUUAUAGAUGCCAUUAGAGAAAAAUUACUUAACUUAUCAUAGAAUGUAAUUAUAAUUUUUAUAAAUUUAGUAAUAAUAAGAAUUAUUAAAUAAAUCUAUGUAUAGUUCUAUUUUAGAAUUGAAUGAUUAAGAAUUUUUAAAAAGAAACUUUAGAAUCAAACCAAAAAAACAGAAUUCUCAUCUUCAUUCAAAUAAUUCUCAAGAUUAUUCAGUAUUGAAGGAUGAUGAUGAAGUUUUCAAUGAAUUACCAAGUAAAGAUUUAGAGGAAGAAGAUUAAGAAGAAGAUCAUUUAUUGAAUUAAUUAAGAGAGGAAGUAAAAGGGAAAUUAUAGAAGAAGUGA